Penicillium odoratum is the source of this 513-nucleotide messenger RNA. RefSeq names its product DUF1993 domain-containing protein. The transcript has a single exon. The record is from RefSeq and is a predicted model, not a curated record. NCBI's taxonomy places the organism in Eukaryota, Fungi, Ascomycota, Eurotiomycetes, Eurotiales, Aspergillaceae. The coding region runs from base 1 to 513 and encodes 170 amino acids.
AUGAGCUACUCUCUCUACGACGGAACCAUCGGUCAGGCUAAAGCCGCCGUCUCUUCCCUGAUCCACCUCAUCGAGCUGGCCGAGCAACAACCCAAUGCCGAUGCCCUUCUCAAUGCCUCUCUUCACACCGACAUGAAGGGCUUGACCUUCCAGGUCUUCAUUGUUCUCUGGCUCACCGAGACAAUGCUGGCCAAAUUGACCGGUCGGGAGGCCGUGGAUGUCGCCAACGACCUUACUACAUACGCCGAGAUCAAGGCGCGCCUUGGAGCACUGCUCAAGCAGCUCACUGAGGCCGACAAGGAUAAUGUCAACAACCACAGCGCCGAUGUGGCCUCCGUCAAGUUCGGACCGAACGACCUCGGAGAGAUGUCUGCGGCUACUUUCGCCACUACUCUUGCCAUUCCCAAUGUUUACUUCCAUGUUGUUACCGCUUAUGGUAUCUUGAGAAAGGAGGGAGUGCCGCUGGGUAAGAGUGACUAUCUUGCUGCCUUCCGUGCUGCUCCCGCGUGUUAG